Messenger RNA from Magnusiomyces paraingens, 1212 nucleotides. RefSeq lists its product as uncharacterized. Gene Ontology annotation, biological process: secondary metabolic process. The record is from RefSeq and is a predicted model, not a curated record. NCBI's taxonomy places the organism in Eukaryota, Fungi, Ascomycota, Dipodascomycetes, Dipodascales, Dipodascaceae. The transcript has a single exon. Bases 1 to 1212 code for a protein of 403 amino acids.
AUGACCAUGAAACUUAGAGAAGUAGCUGCUUCUAAUCAAAAGUUUGCUGAAAUCGCAGCUCCCAAUCCUGUUGGAGUAUUUAUCGGAGGUACAAGUGGAUUGGGAGAAUAUACAGCCUACAAUUUUGCAAAGUAUGCAAAGUCACCUAAAGUGUAUGUUGUUGGUCGCAGUGCUGAAGCUGGAGCUAAAGUUGUUGCACAGAUUGAAAGCAUCAACCCUGAAGCCAACGCUCAGUUUGUAACGUGCGACAUAACACUCAUCAAAGAGGUUGAUAAGCUUUGCGAUACAUUGCUUGCCAAUGAGUCAACUAUAAACCUUUUGUAUUUAUCAGCUGGAUUUGUCUCUCUUAAAGGAUUUUCUCCUAGUUCUGAGGGAAUUGAUAAAAAGCUUGCAGUUAAUUACUAUGGACGCUGGAGAUUUGUUGACAGACUUAUUCCCUUACUUCAAGCUGCUGCACAACAAGAUGAUGUUGCAGCCGUAUCAGCUGCUACUGAUGGUGACUACCACCCCAUAAAUGCUCGUGUUAUUUCCGUUUUGCAGCCUGGAAACGAGGGCCCUAUUGAACUUGACAACUUAGGGCUUACUAGAAAAUUUUCACUUGCGAGGGCCAACAGACAAAUAAUCGAAUUUAACUCUCUAGCUGUCAUGCGAUUUGGACGGUUGUAUCCCGACAUUGGCUUUGUGCAUGCUGGCCCUGGAUUUGUAAAGACUGGAAUUGCCAGAAAUUUGCCUUUUUGGGCUCGUUUGCCAUCAAAAUUUGCAAUGUUGUUUGUUAAUACUGUCCAAAACGCAACUGAACGGCUUUACUAUGUGGCAUCGGCCCCACGUUUUCGUAAGGGUGCUUAUUUAGUUGAUGGAAACCAUAAAUCUGUUAAAGAAAGGGCUCAAAAAAGAGGUUACUUGACUGAAGAUUUACAAGAAAAGGUAUGGCAGCAUUCUGAAGACAUUUUUGCUAGAGCGAUCCGACAAAAUAAUUCUCAUUCAGAAGAUUGCGACAAUGGAUUUGUAUCUACAGAACAUACUGAAGUUGAAGAAGCCAAUUAUCAUUACGAAGUCCCUCCUUCAGAAGCUUUCCCUGGUUUGAAUGAUCACACACCAUCCAGAGGAAUUAUUCAAGAAUUUCAAGAAGAGGUAACUUCUGUUCCAAGUGCUGCCGAAGUAAAACUCCCUGAUGUUGAAGUUUCUGAAGUUGGCAGCUCACAAAAUGUUUAA